AUGAUCUUGUUAACUGUCACCCAGAAAAUUGGAAUGGGAUUAAUGGGAUUUGGAGUAUUGUUCCUGCUUUUUGGAAUGAUUCUCUUUUUUGACAAAGCACUACUGGAUAUUAGAAAUGUUUUAUUUGUGGCUGGCUUGGCUUUUGUGAUUGGUUUAGGAAGGACAUUUAGAAUCUUCUUCCAAAUGCAUAAAAUGAAAGCUAUGGGAUUUUUCUUUGGUGCUGUAUUUGUAGUCCUGAUUGGUUGUCCUGUGAUAGGCAUGAUCUUUGAAAUAUAUGGAUUCUUUCUUUUGUUCAGCGGUUUAUUUCCUGUGGUUGUUGACUUUAUUAGAAAAGAGCCUCCUGUCCUUGGAUCCCUCUUGAAUUUACCAGGCAUUAGAUCAUUUGUAGACAAAGUUGGAGAAAAUUUUGAAUCUGUUCAUCAGUCUGGAGUUAUGGCUCAAGAAAGCAGAAUUCAUGCCUAA
Messenger RNA from Erinaceus europaeus (western European hedgehog), 462 nucleotides. Its product is annotated as vesicle transport protein GOT1B-like. Gene Ontology annotation, biological process: endoplasmic reticulum to Golgi vesicle-mediated transport; retrograde transport, endosome to Golgi. The record is from RefSeq and is a predicted model, not a curated record. The coding region runs from base 1 to 462 and encodes 153 amino acids. Gene Ontology annotation, cellular component: endoplasmic reticulum; membrane. The transcript is spliced from 3 exons. NCBI's taxonomy places the organism in Eukaryota, Metazoa, Chordata, Mammalia, Eulipotyphla, Erinaceidae.